AUGAACGCGUUUGCGAGUAUAUUGGCCAAGAAACUUGCUUCCGGCGGCAUAUGUGUGACUGAAAAUGCUAUAUACUGGAAGCCUGCAAAAGUCGUACUCUCAGAGUCCAAGGAUGAAGGUACACAUCGCAAUUCUCAGGUCUACACAAAUUUGGAGCUCUGUAAACCACCAAAUGGACUAUUCAUCCAAAGGAUAACGAUAGGAAGAGCGAUAAACCAGUACUUUAUUCAAAGAAAGAUAGCACAAACAAACAAUGCCACUAUUUGGCUGUGCUACGAUAUACUAGACAAAAAAUGUUUGUGUAUGAAAAUGUACCAUAUAACAGCUUGCAAGCGAGAAAGAGCUGUAAGAUUUUACAGGGACGAUACUCAAGUCAUCACAUUUUUUGAUAAACUCAUUGAUGAAAUUUUGCUCCAUUCCUACCUACAGGAAUGCAAAGGUGUAGCAAAGAUCAAAGAAGUCAUUUUUAAUGAUGACGAUGAUCUUAUAUACUUUAUAAUGUCGUACUACCCCUCACAACUCAUGCAUUACGAUCCACUCUUACAAAGUUACUCUGGUCCAUGCUUUGAUGAUUCAACUCAGGAGCCAUGCAGACGUCUUUAUAAGGAAAGUUUCGCGAAAAAAAUAGUAAAACAACUAGCAGAAACUUUGGAAUUUUUUCAUUCAAAUGGGAUUAUACACAAAGAUAUUAAACCUGAAAAUAUUUUAAUGAAAUACAAAGAUCCUAGCAUGUUUGAAACUAUACCCAUCGAUGAUGAGGAUAGUGACAGUUUAAGUGUAUAUAGUGAUGAAGUCUUCGAGUUUAAACUGUCAACUCAAGAGAUUUUGGAUUUGCAAAGCAGCCUUGAAGAAGACGUUUCUGAUAGUAUGGAUAUCGUGAACUUUAAAGACUACUUACCAGAUUCGGAGUUUCCCUAUCAUCCUAACAUUACAUCAGAUUUUUACUGGUGCGUAUGGGAAGAUGCCAGAUUAGUUGUAGAUUUUUCAAGUACAAUCUCUGACUUUGUUGCUAAUUCAACUUCGUUUGGGAUAGGGCGUAACUCUAUCUUAUAUGCAGAGGAAAUAUUAAAAGAAUGUUCACUUUCUCACUUCCCUCUCUAUGAUUAUUUAGUAAAAAAUAGUGACAAGAUACAGUAUAAAGUAAAUUCCAGUUUUUUAAAAUGUACACAAAUUUCAGGAUCAAAAUUUUCAAAUGAUACAGAAGAACAAAGUGACCAAGAACAACUCUGUGUAAUUACAGACUUUGGGGUUGCAUGUCUUGCUGAAGUGGAGGACGAACAACUCGUUAUCUUUGAUUCCGAGGGAAGCUUGGCGUUCACCAGUCCUGAGAGUCUGAAAUAUAUUGAAGGAUCAAUACCAGGAAGAGAAAGAGACGUUUUCUCAUUAGGAGUCACUCUAUACUGUAUGAUAUAUGGCAAACUCCCAUAUUAUGGCAAUGGCGGAAUUCAAAUGCUUAUGAGCAUGCUUGAAACACCCCUUUCAUUUCAUACAUUUAGACAAAUAUCGCAAGAAUUAAAAUCGCUAAUAUCUGGAAUGUUACAAAUUAAUCACAAAAAUAGACUCUCACUAAGAGAAGUUCUAGAACAUCCAUGGAUAAAUAGUUGA
This is a messenger RNA of Theileria equi strain WA, 1605 nucleotides long. RefSeq names its product protein kinase domain-containing protein. Gene Ontology annotation, biological process: mitotic DNA damage checkpoint signaling; protein phosphorylation. Bases 1 to 1605 code for a protein of 534 amino acids. Gene Ontology annotation, molecular function: protein serine/threonine kinase activity; ATP binding. NCBI's taxonomy places the organism in Eukaryota, Apicomplexa, Aconoidasida, Piroplasmida, Theileriidae. Gene Ontology annotation, cellular component: nucleus; cytoplasm. The transcript has a single exon. The record is from RefSeq and is a predicted model, not a curated record.